This is a messenger RNA of Anas platyrhynchos (mallard), 2718 nucleotides long. RefSeq names its product KLF transcription factor 10 (gene KLF10). The record is from RefSeq and is a predicted model, not a curated record. Gene Ontology annotation, molecular function: DNA-binding transcription factor activity, RNA polymerase II-specific; RNA polymerase II cis-regulatory region sequence-specific DNA binding. NCBI's taxonomy places the organism in Eukaryota, Metazoa, Chordata, Aves, Anseriformes, Anatidae. Gene Ontology annotation, biological process: regulation of transcription by RNA polymerase II.
GAAGGGCUGUGGCGGUGCCUGGGGUUCGGCCGGGAGGGUCGGUGUCGGCGUCUCGGGCGCUGCCCUGGCGGUGUGGGGUGGCUGGAGCUGCUGCUGGGGGCUCGGGGGAGGUCUUUGUCUCCGGGAGCUGCGUGGUCUUCGCCAGAUGGGCAGAUUUACCCGCAAACCGCUUCGUGACAGCGUUAUAUAAAGGAGAAGGAGGGCAGGGAAAUGCAGGAGGAAGAAAUGGAGAUGAUGACUGAGAAACAGAGAGAUGCGAGAUAUUUCUGGAACAAUACCCCCGAAAAAAGCGAUUACGAGGCUGUGGAAGCCCUUAUUUCUAUGAGUUGCAACUGGAAGUCCGACUUCAAGAAGCACGCAGAAGCGAGACCUAUAACUCCAGCAUCUGAUAUGUCGGAAGAGAGCGACGAGACUUUGCUUCCUGGCGCCGCAGACUUCAACACGAUACCCGCGUUUUGCCUGACUCCACCCUACAGCCCGUCGGACUUCGAGAUGUCUCAAGUCGUCCACCCGGGGCCACCAGCGCCACCUGCAGCGCACUGCAAGUCGCUGGCCGAGGCCGUCAAGCCGCCCCUCACCGCACCUUACACGGAGGCCUCCCGGACUCCGGCACCCAGGCCUCUGAAGGCACAAGCGACCAGCGUUAUUCGCCACACGGCCGACGCUCAGCUCUGCAAUCACAAAACCUGCCCGGUGAGAACAGCCAGCGUGCUGAAAUACCAGGACAGUGUUUCACGGGAAACCGAUAGUAAACAGAGCACCGAAGCGCAGCGCGUGGCGGUGGCGCCGGGCAGAGCGAGUUACGAAAGUGGCAAACUGCCAGCUGCGGAAGGGAAGACUGCAGAACCAGCUGGCGGCGCCGAGCCCUCGACGAAGCCCGCGGCCAGCACGCAUCCGUCCGCCCCCGGAGCGGCACCGUGCUCAGCGCUGGUGGCACCCCCAUGCCCCGUGCCAGGAAGCGGAGCCCCCCCCGUGCCGGUGAUUUGCCAGAUGGUCCCGCUGCCUGCCAGCAACUCGGUGGUGACCGCCGUCAUGCCCAGCACCGCAGCGAGCCAGCAGCCCGCGCUCUGCCAGCCCAUGGUGUUGAUGGGCGCUCAAGUUCCCAAAGGCGCCGUUAUGUUUGUCGUGCCCCAGCCCGUGGUGCCGAGCACCAAGGCGCCCAUCAUUAGCCCGAAUGGCACCAGACUCUCUCCUAUUGCCCCUGCUCCCGGCUUCGUGCCUUCCACAGCCAAAGUCACUCCCCCUCUGGAUUCUUCAAGGAUAAGAAGUCAUGUCUGCAACUACCCGGGGUGUGGGAAAACCUACUUCAAGAGCUCCCAUUUGAAGGCGCAUGUCCGAACGCACACAGGAGAAAAGCCCUUCAGCUGUAGUUGGAAAGGCUGUGAGAGGAGGUUUGCGCGGUCUGAUGAACUGUCCCGUCACCGCAGAACGCACACGGGUGAGAAGAAGUUUGCGUGCCCGAUGUGCGAGCGGCGGUUCAUGCGGAGCGACCACCUGACCAAGCACGCCCGCCGCCACCUCUCGGCGAAGAAGUUACCCAACUGGCAAAUGGAAGUCAGCAAGCUCAACGACAUCGCUGUGCCGCCUCCCUCGGCAGCUGCGCAGUGACGGACUGACUGGGAGCACAGCGGAAUUAACUCUUGUCGCUGGGUAUGCCAGUCUUAAAAAGGAAAAAAAAGACAAAAAAAAAUAGCUUUUGCUCCAGCUCUGUGGUUCUCCGGUGCCAGCUGCUGAUGGCGGCGCGGCAGAGGCAAAGGCAGUGUGUGCUCGGCCAUGAACGGCGCUGCUGGAACAGCGGGCGUCUUUUGCACUGGUGAGGAGAGAGAAAGGGCAGGGUGUAGAGCAGAGCAGCGCGCGCUGUGCGCCUCCUGAAUUCGGCAGAUGCUUCACGCAUCCUCCAUGUCAGCCGCACAGCUGCGGCACUGACGGCUCGCAGCUGAUGCGUGAGCCCAGCGCGGAUUUAGCGACUGCUUGGGAAUCUCCAGCACAGCGUAGAUGAGGACGAUAGCGAGGUUCGUACUCCUGCCGCCUCUUCCUGGUAGGAGCCCUCUCCUCCUGCCCCCUCUCGGGUGCAUCCAGCGGGCGCUGUGGUGCCAGGCGCCGGGCGGCUGUGGUGCCAGCUUUGCCCUGCUGCCCGAGGUGGGUGCGUGGGCGCUAAGGGGCACGGCGCGGGCACCCGGAGGGGUUUGGAGGCCUCGUGCUGAUUACAACUGGUCACCCUCGGGCAUCGUGCGGUGCUUCUGCUUCUGUGUUGCUUAUGGUUUCCUUUGUACCUUCUCAAAGCGCUGCACCACGGCAUUUUUUUCAUGAGCAGAUACAGUGCACUUUUAAGAACAAUGUAGCUGUAAACUACUCGGGUUGAUUAAGAAAAUGAGAAUCUUAGGCUUCUUGAGGGUGUUUUUCUCUGAAAGACGGCUUAUACUACAUGAAUUAUGGAUAUGCUAUGUAUUGUAUUAAAUUAGGAAGUUGUGAUUUGAAGAGUAAAAUGAGGCCGUUGAGACACCGCCUAGAAUUAAAGCUGUAUAUUUUGUGACAAACAAUGCAUCAACUUUCACUAUCUCUAUUUUAUCAUGCUACGUUGAGGACACAUACCAGAAAGUGGACAGUUUGGAAAUAGUGUAUUAGAUACGCUCUUUUGUGACUACUUAAAGAUUUGCACAUUUCUUAUGUUGUACUUUAUACUUUGUUUACAAUAAAACCAAUUUUCUUUAAUAUAGA